CGUGUUAGAAGAUCGAGCCCCCUGUCGUUGGAGAGAGAGAGAGAGAGAGAGAGAGAGAGAGAGAGAGAGAGAGAGAAUUCCGAGAACUCGCCCCUAUAUCUUCUCCUCCGUCUUCGUCGCCGCCGAUCAUUUCCGUUAGCGGAGGUCUUUCAACUCAACGAUGGCAAACGCUGCAUCUGGUAUGGCUGUCCAUGAUGACUGCAAAUUAAAGUUCUUGGAGCUGAAGGCCAAGAGGACUUACCGGUAUAUAGUGUUCAAGAUUGAAGAGAAGCAGAAGCAAGUCAUUGUGGAGAAGGUUGGUGAGCCGUCGCAAAGCUACGAGGAUUUUGCAGCCAGUCUUCCUGCUGAUGAGUGUCGCUAUGCUGUUUACGACUUUGACUUUGUCACUGAGGAGAACUGCCAGAAGAGUAGAAUUUUCUUCAUUGCAUGGUCUCCCGAUACAUCAAGGGUGAGGAGCAAGAUGAUUUACGCAAGCUCCAAAGAUAGAUUCAAGAGAGAGCUUGAUGGGAUUCAGGUGGAGCUGCAGGCAACCGAUCCAACUGAAAUGGGUCUUGAUGUUUUCCGGAGCCGAGCCAACUGAAUGUCUAUGGUGGCUAUACAGUAGCAGCCUUCUCGGGUUCUGUUCUUUUCAGUGAAAUGUUUAUACUUUAGUGGUGUGGUGGGUUUUGGUAGAUAUGAUAUCAAGUUCCAAGUCUCACCAUGCUAAUUUGCUUUCUUCAUCCUGGACAACAUCCAUGGUUAUCCAGUCCAUUGCGUCGAUUGUCUUGAGUGGCUUCUUGUAGUCUUACGUCUACAAGUUAAUAUGUAACUGUUUGUGGAGGUAGAUGACUUCCCUAGUUGAUUCCAGACCUUUCUAUUUUUUUUGUAUUUCCUCCUUUCACUUGGAUUUCUGAGGAUGAUGCUAUAUGACUUUCGGGUUGGUGAUUGAAUACUGAUAUUUACGGACAUGUGAGUAUUCUUUGUCCUCUUA
Molecule: messenger RNA, 970 nt
Organism: Punica granatum (pomegranate)
Lineage: Eukaryota; Viridiplantae; Streptophyta; Magnoliopsida; Myrtales; Lythraceae
Source: RefSeq, a predicted model, not a curated record